AUGAAUUUAAUGCUCGCUGCGGCUUCAGAUAUCAUAUUUGAAGCACGAAGCAGCGUGAGCUUACAACAAUUAAGGAUUUGCAAGCAGAAAGUAACACAAUUUUGGAACAUGAAUUUAAUGCUCUCUGCGGCUUCCGAAAUCAUAUUUGAAGCAGGAAGCUGCGAAUUUGGUUCCGACACUCGUGUAUCCUGCUUGCUUGGAGAUGCGUACAUCUAUCGUGUCCUGAAGCAAGUACAUCUGGACACGAGUAUAUCCUCAAAGGCAAUAUCAGUUGGAAGUCCUCCUCAUGUGGCAAACCAUCGCAUGGAUCCAGAAAUGCUUGAUAAAAAUAUCAAGCAUAUGUGUCAGGUUACUACAGGAGAACUCGGAGAAAUGGAUGAACUUUGGCAAACAUGA
This is a messenger RNA of Thelazia callipaeda (thelaziosis nematode), 396 nucleotides long. Lineage: Eukaryota; Metazoa; Nematoda; Chromadorea; Rhabditida; Thelaziidae. The record is from the annotation of a GenBank genome assembly.